AUGUCCACAGCGAUCGAGAAAGGUGACCCCAUCAUGCCGGCGAUUUCACCAUCCAACUCCAGCCAUGACCAUUCUCUCGAAAUGGACGAUGCUAAAUCGCGAUCGCACGCCUCCAGCAUUGCUGCCGCAGACGAGGAGAAAAGUAUUCCAGACAUGCCAAUCCCGCUGGCUCGACAAUCCACCGAACUGGGCCCGGCCGUGAAAGUGCCGCGAUCGAAGCGCCGUGGCCUGUUCGGCCAGAUGACCCUGGUGGCAGAGGUCGAAGAUCCCAAAACAUAUCCGCGAAGAAUGAAAUGGUUCAUCACAUUUAUUGUUGCGGUGGCUGGAGCUACAGCCCCGAUGGGCUCGUCUAUCUUCUUUCCUUCACUCUCUCAAGUAGCCCGGGAGUUACACACCACGGCUACUAUCACUAAUCUAUCGAUCGCCUUGUACAUGUUGAGUAUGUCUAUUUUUCCACUUUGGUGGUCCUCGUUCAGCGAACGUCUUGGCCGACGGACAAUCUACCUGGCUUCUUUCGUUCUUUUUGUGGUCUUCAAUUGCCUCUGCGCGGUCUCGAGCUCCAUUGCCAUGCUGAUCGUGAUGCGAAUGCUGAGCGGCGGUGCAUCCGCUUCCGUUCAAGCAGUUGGUGCAGGAACCAUUGCGGAUUUGUGGGACUCCCGCGAACGAGGUCGUGCCAUGGGAAUCUUUUAUCUAGGCCCCUUAUGUGGACCCUUGUUUGCACCUAUUGUUGGCGGUCUUCUUGCUGAACGUUGGGGUUGGAGAAGUACAAUGUGGUUCCUCGCUGGAUACGGUGCGCUCACUGUCAUCUUCAUCUUCCUCGCCCUGCCAGAAACGCUCGCCGUGCGGAAACCCGUUCUACCAGAUGUGGCCGAGAAUGAUAUGGCACCCGUCAGUCGCCCGCUAAGCCGAGUAUCCUCGCGACAGGUUGUUGGCGUCACGACGAGAUGGCUCAAGAUGCUGAAGAUUGUCUUCAUCGAUCCUUUGAAGAUCGUCCUUUACUUGCAGUAUAUCCCCGUGUUGUUGAGCGUGUACUAUGCAAGCAUUGCCUUUGGUUCGCUCUAUGUGUUGAAUGUCAGUGUUGAACACUCAUUCGGUAAGCCACCAUAUAAUUUUAGUACAAUUAUUAUUGGCUUGCUUUACAUUCCCAACUCGGUGGGGUACGUGGUGGCGAGUCUAUUCGGUGGUCGAUGGAUGGACAGCAUCAUGCAACGCGAAGCGAAGAAGGCAAAUCGGUAUGAUGAAAAGGGCAGACCGAUCUACCAUCCUGAGGAUCGCAUGCGUGAGAAUGCCUGGCUAGGAGCGUUCCUCUACCCAGCAGCUCUUAUCUGGUACGGUUGGACAGUUGACAAAGGAGUGUUCUGGCUGGUUCCGAUGAUUGCAAACUUCUUCUUCGGCAUUGGCUCGAUGCUCAUUUUCAGUAUGGUGACCACCAUGUUGACAGAGUUCAUGCCCAAGAAAUCCUCAGAAGGCGUGGCCCUCAACAAUUUCAUGCGAAACAUAUUCUCCUGCGUUGGCUCACUCGUUACAGCGCCCAUUAUUAAUGGCAUUGGCAACGGGUGGUUAUUCACCAUUCUUGGACUGGUCAGCUUCGCAAGCAGCUCGGUCAUUUUCUUGAUGAGGGUGUUCGGUCCUCGCUGGAGAAAAACCAUGGACGAACGCAUGCGGUGA
This is a messenger RNA of Penicillium subrubescens, 1668 nucleotides long. Its product is annotated as MFS transporter. The coding region runs from base 1 to 1668 and encodes 555 amino acids. Gene Ontology annotation, biological process: transmembrane transport; intracellular polyamine homeostasis. Gene Ontology annotation, molecular function: polyamine transmembrane transporter activity. The record is from RefSeq and is a predicted model, not a curated record. The transcript is spliced from 3 exons. Lineage: Eukaryota; Fungi; Ascomycota; Eurotiomycetes; Eurotiales; Aspergillaceae.